AUGGAGGGAGUGGAGCAGCGAGGCGGGGAUGGCGUUGAAUGUGGUGGCAGUGAUGUAGGUCAGGGCCGACCAGGCGUGCGCACGGCGGCCGCCAUCGACUGCUACGUGUGCAACAGCGUGACGGACGCGGCGUGUGCAGACCCGUUCCGAAGUGGCUCCGUGGAACCGGUUCAGUGCACCCCGGACGCCGUGCAGAAGUCUCUCUCCGACACCUCCAAGGCGCUCUCCGACGUCUUCACCAAGUUCGGCGUCGACAUCCCCACCGGCAACCAUGAGCUGGUUCACAAAAAGGGACAUGAAGUUGUGAUUCGCUCUUGCGCGUUCAAUCCGGAGACGGUGAACGCCUGCCCUCCCGAAAAUUCCGGUGCCAAGUGUUUGCAGUGCAACACCGACCUCUGCAACGGCGCUUCAAGGAACCCUGGCACCAUUGGAAUGAACUUCUUGGCGAUACUAGCGCUACCGGCCAUGAUGGUCCGUUUAUUGCGUCCAUAGAGCGCUGUACGGUCGCAUCACUACGACCGCUUCUCCCACCACUUGGCUCUGCAUUGCAUUAGCCAGUAUUUCAGAGUUGUUUGAAAAUUAGCGGUAAGCGUUUAUUUGAUUGGGAAGUAUGUGAGGCAGACGACAGAUUGGAUUAGUAAAAGAUUUUGUAACUAGAUCGUGUUCGAAAACUCUUUGAAAAGGUUUUGAGAUUGUUAUCGUACUCUUAGAUAUUUCGUCUGUUUCUAAUGUUUUUGAGCAUUCGUUCAAUCCCUUGAGGAAAGCGAAUGUGAGGCAAACGGGAAAAGCUUCCAAAGAAACAAUGCUUCCUCUGACACUAUGUCCGUAUUAUUUUGGAACUCUUAAGUCUUUCGAAAUUGUAGCGCAUGUUGACUUCAAAAAAAUUGGCUACAUACACUAUUAAGAAAAUAAUAUUACAAAAGAAUCCGUAGGUAUUACAUCUCUUUCCAUGCUAUUGCUCACACCAUCAAGGAUUCACAUCUCUAGAUUUAUAAACCAAUACAUUGCGAAAUGCAUUCUAAUUUUUUGGCCUCAUUUGUUUCCAUGCUUGAAGAAUAACAACUGGCAAGUAGGAAGGAAAUGCAUAACAUCAGAUUAUGUUGGCAAAAUAAUAUAUCUUUCCUCCUUUUACUUCCCAUUAUCAGACAUUCAUAUAUUUUUCAUUAUAAAAUGAAGAUUGAUCCAUCUCUGAAAAGGAUAUCUUGAAAUUUUGAGCAUAUACAUUCUUAUAAAGUGGAUUAACUUAAAUGUUCUUAAUAAAUUAAAACAUAAUUUAGAAAAUUUAAAGAACUCACUAGAAAAUUAUCAAAUGUAUUUCUAGCACUUAUUCCAUUUCAUUGGUCGCAUCAAAUUUAUUUUAGAAAAUAUUGCUGUGAAUCAUGAACAGAGAAAAUCUUCAUUUGUAGACUACUAGGCUGCAUCAAGAUAUUUAAAGUGUUUCUGUAUUUUUACCCAAUAUUACAAUACAUUGUACAUUUUAUAUUAUUAUUUAGAAUAUAUUUCUCAAGUAUAACUUCUCAUGCUUUUAUCUACUUUCUCCGUUAGUGAAAUUCAAAUGUGAAGUUAUUGUCAAAAAGAGUUUUGAUAUGGUAUAUUACAGCAAAAAUCUUCUUUCUUACGCUGCAUGAUUAUUUAUUGAUUGAUUUAAUAAUCAUUUGUAUUUUAAAAGGAAUUUCCAAUAGACAGACUUUGAAACAAUAAAAUGUAAAAAUCCAUUUCUUUCCGUAAAAACUGCUAUAGUAGUAAGAUGCUAAUUGGCUUAUCAUAUUGAUCCAUCUAUUCUUAGAUGUAAAAUGACUAAUUAUAUUGAUCCAUGUAUUCAUUCUAGACUGAAAGCAAAAAUACCUUCUACAGACAUCUAUAAAAUUGGGUUCAAAUUGAAUAUAUCUAUCAUGAACCAGUUAAAAAUUUACUGAAAGAAAAAUGUUAGUCAUAUUUGAAAAAUUAUUGAUGCAACCACCAUUAUUUACUAGACUUAGACAAAUCUGCUAAUGUGGCUUAACACAAUUACCUUAGUAAUAGGGAGAAAUUAAAUGUCUGAACGUGUUCAGACAUUAUGAAAUUCAAUUUUUUCUAAACAUAAUUUUUUGGGAUAUUGCAGCAUGAAUGUUUACAUAUGUUUUUUGUCUUUGAUAUCUAGUAUGAAAUGAGCUAAAAAUUUCACUGAUCCAAAUUCCUUCAAGAUACAAUAUGUCAACUGAUUUAAUUGAAAUUCAAACAUUAAUUGAAUGUUUUGAAAAAGUAAUAUUUGUAUUUUGAUCUGUCAAUGUGUUUUUUGCACUGAAUUUUUCCCUGAAAUAUGAAGAAUUGUGUUCUCUUUUCUAUAAAGUCUUUUCAGGCAUUACUUUUUACAUCAAAUUUUCAUUAGUAGACUAUAAUUUUGAGUUAUAUGUAAACACAAUUUACAUAGUUUGCUAGUUGGUAUAUGAAAAUGAUACAUAUUUCAUUAGAAAAUGAAUACAUUUUCACUGAUUUUUGAAUCGAAAUACAGUUGGAAGAAAUUAUACAAUUUUUAAAAUAGAGGUUUAUAUUAACAACAGCUUUUUACAGUACUAUAAAUUUUGCAAAUAUAAAUAUUUUGUAAGAAAUGCAUUGUAAACCAUGAAGGAAAAUGUUCUUGUAUACAAAGAGCUUGAGUGCAAUUUCAAAUUUGUGAAUUUUUGUAUUGUAUGUAGGCCAUAAAAGCAUAGAUACCUGUAAUGUGCAUUACUGCUUGCACCAUAAAUUCAACUUUUAAAAAUGAUCUGAUAAUUAUUGUUUUUGUGAGUAGUGUAUACAAUUGUAAAUGUUUCCUCUGUACGCUAGAGUAUGUAAUUUUCCACAGAUUGAUUUGUUCACAUUGUUACACAAGAUGACUGAAGAUACUUGCAUGAUAAGAAAAGCAAAUUUUUUUAAACAAUUUUUCUAUAACACUCCAUUUUGGUUGUUUUAAGCUAUGCAAAGUGUAAACAAUACUGUACCUGUCAGGACAAAAAAAUUUGUUUAGGUUAUAAGAAUUCAAAUGAAGAAUGUUAUUAAAAAAAUUGAGCCUUCAUAGAAUUCCAUGUACCUGCAAUAAUUACCGUUAAUUUAGAAUAAUUGCAAAUAGAUUAUCUCAUUGUUUUAUUUAAGAACAGAAAAAAUAUAGUUUUGGCUACUAACAUGUGUAUGUACAUUAAUUACAAGAACAUUUCUUGACCACAAUGUAGAAGAUUAAAGUGUCUUAAUGUCCUAAAAAGUGUAUAAACAAGAAAUACAAAUAUUUAAGUGGACAAUCAUAGCUUCAAUUCUGACAUACAACUGAAGUUACUUCCACAUUUUUCUCAAAGAAGUGAAACAAGUAGAUGGAAGUCAGGUGUAUAAAUAUUGUGGUCCAAAAAGAUUAAUUGUGCAGUGGUGAUUAGGAAGAAAAGUAGAUCAUAUCUUUGCAAGAAGUAAUAACAUGUAAUAGAUUCAUCAUAGAAUCUAUUCAUAGAGAAAUUUCAUCAUUUAAGUCUCAUGUGGCAAGAUUCAUAAAAGUAAUAUGUAAUAUUGCUUCAGCCUUGUAUACUAGUAUUAUAGAUAAAGGGAGUUACUGUAGAGAAAUCUAAAUGUAUAAAUACGAUAUUAAAUACAUUGCUUAAUUAAUGUAAAUUAUUAUAAUUAAGUAUUUUAGACUCAAGAGUGAUACCUUGAUAUUACAUUUACUCAAAGGAUUGAACAUUUUGUUCAUAAUCACAACAAAUACUUUUAAUCAUGAAAUAAAGCUUUUAAAAACAGGAUCAAAAUACAGUUCACCAGUGAAAUACUAGCAUAAUAGUGAUCCACUUUGAAUGUUUAAUAAAAGCAUUGCUAAAAAGUCAUGUUUAAAAAUGAUAUAUUGGGACAAAUAGUUUACUAUACAAUUCUGAGAAUUUGGGUGAUUGACAGUUGUUUUCUUUAAAUAAAGAUUUUUUUAUUUCUCAUAUAAUCUAAAAACACUUGUCUGCUUGCAAUAGAGGAACAGUAAUGUUAUUAAUUUUCAAGUUCUGUAUAUGAAGUAAACU
Gryllus bimaculatus (two-spotted cricket) is the source of this 4004-nucleotide messenger RNA. The record is from the annotation of a GenBank genome assembly. Lineage: Eukaryota; Metazoa; Arthropoda; Insecta; Orthoptera; Gryllidae.